Molecule: messenger RNA, 6732 nt
Organism: Morchella importuna
Lineage: Eukaryota; Fungi; Ascomycota; Pezizomycetes; Pezizales; Morchellaceae
Exons: 10
Coding region: 1-6732 (2243 amino acids)
Biological process (GO): nuclear-transcribed mRNA catabolic process, deadenylation-dependent decay
Cellular component (GO): P-body; CCR4-NOT core complex
Molecular function (GO): molecular adaptor activity
Source: RefSeq, a predicted model, not a curated record
AUGCCAGUUCCAAUCCCAAUCAAACUUCAGUUAGUAGAACGAAAAGAGAGGAAGAGAAAGAAAACGAUUCCGAAUUCUAAAGACAACAUAGCACAACUACCACAACCGCAGACAAUAUCCGACCACACCUCCGGCGGAUCUUCCCAUCUUUUGUCCCAGCAAUACAGGAACGCCAGUCACCGGAGUAACUCUGACCUCCAUCAAUCAUAUUCCUCUGCUAAUCCAUCCUCCUCCUCUGCCUUCUCGCUAUUUUCAUCUGCUGAGCCAACAUCACGGCACCAUUCUACUAGCUCAUCCACUUCUAGUCACCCCAUCCAUCAGCAGCAUCUAUCAUCUCAGCUGCUGCCCAUCUCGUCCUUCACGACGCCACAAUCAAAUAUUUUUCCGGGUUCGGUUGCGAAGCCCGCUGGAGGCGGUGCGGGAAGUGGGAGUGCGGGGUCAUCGCACUUGAAUAAUCUAGCUAUUGCGCAGGUCAAUUUUUUGAUAUCUGCUACGAACGAAAAGAAUUACGACGUGAAUAUUAAGGAGAUACGGAAGCUCCUAGACGAAAGCAUGGAGAUCAAUCAGAAAGUCAUGCGGAAAAUCAUUACGAAUAAUUACACUUACAUUAUGUCAUCGUCGAGUAGUCGGUCUUUCGAAAACUCGCCUAGCAGCAGUCAUCGAAUUCUUGCAGAGGGAAUUAAGGAGUUGGCUAGCUUACCACACGAGGUUAAGGACAAAUUCGUUGAUGUGAUCACGCCGGUGACCCCAGAUGGAGAGGUCUUUAGAGAUUUCGACGUAUCUAUGUUUUUCAGCCAUUUCGGCCUGGACUCCUUACAGAAAUGUGUAUUGGCUGUUGGUUUGAAAUCUAGUCCCCGAGCUGAUUUGCGGAAUAAAGGUCACGAUAUCGUGAGCAAAUCAUUUCGGUCAAUGCUUGAGAUCCUUGCAAAUCCCUCUAAGCAUCCCGAGAUGACACCUGAAGCGGUUGCCCUAUUUGUGGAGCAAAUGCUCUCGGAACCCGCCUAUCAGUUCUUUGAUAAUGUUGAAAAACUCAAUCUUUCAUACGCCUCAAGAUCGCGGUACAAGAACACCGCAUUGCCUCAAGAGGUUUUCAACAUCACAGAACCUAUCGAAAAGCUUCGUCAGCAAGAAUCCCUAGUUCAGAUAUUCCAGCAAAUAGGACCUGAGAGUACAGCCUCGCUAGAAAAGUGCCGGGAGGUGUUAAAGCGGAAAUGGAGGGUUCAAAUUUCUGAGAGCGAAGUCACAGACGUUUUGGUCCUCAUGGCCACAAGCCGAAAUGCAAUUGCCUGGCAUGCCGAUAUUUUUGUGCAGGCUUUACAGCAGGAGAACCUGGCUCAAUCGUUUGAUUGGGAGAGAGUUAUUGAAGGUCUGGAUCGGGAGGACUUCAUCUUGGAAGGCCCAGAGGGGCUGCAUGUCAUACUGAGCGCUCUGCAGCAUGGAACUAGCAGUGUCGAAUUUCCAAUUUAUAAGCUCUGGGGCGGACGGUGGCAGCAUCCGCGAGCGCAGUGGUCGGUAUUAAGAGGUUAUAUCAAGGCGGACACUUUGGAUGUUAUGAGGAUUCCUGGGAUUAGGAAAGUCUUCUCCUCUGCGGAUUUCGCCACGGCUAGUAGUGCCCUCAAACUCAUGGUUGCUACCUUCGAAACUCACAAGUUCAUCUCCUUUGAUGCUGUUGAUGUUCUGUUUUAUUUGGCUCUAAAUGAAACUAUUCCCCGGGAUAUACAACAAGCAGCACAAGCAGAAAUGGAGAAAGCUGCAAAAUUCACGCCAGAGCUUCUGCUUUGUGGAGCCUUGAUGAUCCCAAAGCCUUGGCCUCAAACGCUUGACCGCAUAGUUUCAAAGUUGCUUGACAUUUUCUUUGAAGGGCACACGAGUCACCAGCUAGUCUUUUGGAGAUUGUGGCAAGUCGAUAAACCAUUUGUCACUAAUCGAUUCCUUGAAUAUCAUGCUGCCAACAACUUAAAUAUCACCCGGAUUCUCGAUAUUUCACAAGAUCUGCGAUGCCUAAGCGACCUUUUAGAAGCUCAGAAUGCCAUAUUUGUAUUGGAUGUUGCGUCAUUGGCGGCUAGGAGGGAAUACCUUAAUUUGGAAAAGUGGCUUCAGGAAAUGAUCAACAAAUAUGAGGGGGAAUUCGUGAUGCAGUGUUAUAGAUUUUUACACAUAAAGGCGGAUGCAGAAUAUACUCAAGCAAGAGAAGGUGGCAAACCAACCAUGGUUAGUCUCCGUGUAGGACCUGUGCAUACAUUUCUUACAUUACUUGACAAAAAUCAACCACCGAUGACCCAAGAGCAUCAGGAGCGGGUCACAGAAUGUCAACGCCUUUGUAUACAAGCUUAUCCCCGUCUAAUAAACCUCGGCUCUGGACUGGACGCCAUUAUCCUGCAAAAUAACGCCGAAAGCAAUGGAUUUCCGCCUCACGUUGAUAAGGAUAUGCAACAGAACUACAAAAUGAUGUAUAGUCAAGAGACCGAGCUCAAUGAGGUGGUCCAAUAUCUUCAAAAGCUCAAGAUCUCCGUUGUCCCUCAAGAACAGGACCUCUUUGCUUGUAUGAUUCAUGGUCUAUUUGACGAAUACCAUUGUUACCCUUCGUACCCCCUUCAAGCCCUUGCUACAACCUCUGUUUUAUUUGGGAGUAUUAUUCUAUACAAGCUGAUCGACGGUAUUCCAUUGCGCGUUGCUUUGGCAAUGGUAUGGCAAGCUGUACGCGAUCACGAGCCAUCGUCUACAAUGUACAAAUUUGGACUCCAAGCACUCUUGCACUUCAAGGACCGGUUGAAAGAAUGGAAGGAGUACUGCAAAUUGUUGGCACAAGUUCCCGGUCUUCAGGGGACAGAUAUCUGGAGUAUUGUGCAAGACGUCAUCGCGGGUACAGCUGAUAGACAGGUUGACCCACAACCUGUUAACGGAAGUUCAGACUCUGAUGACCUUGCUCCUCCCUUGACAAACGGCAAUUCCUCUGUUCAACCCCCGUCUCCCGUCCAGCCAUCCCACCCGCACUUCCAGUCUGUAAAUGCAGACCCACCACUUCGCGAUCAGUCACUGUACAAGGACCCAGAUAUCGAGGUGCAGGAUAAGGAGGAACAUCACCAAUGGUUCGCCGACUACUUAGUUGUCAAGCGCGCAAAGAUGGAACCUAACUACCACCCUUUGUACCUGGAUUUAUUGGACAAAUUCGGUCACAAGGGGUUGAUGGCAGAGGUUCUACGGGAGACGUACAUCAAUAUCAUUGGAAUGCUCAACGCAGAAGCCACAAUGCAAAAUGCCAGCGAGAGGACAUACUUGAAACAACUUGCGAGUUGGUUGGGAGGAUUGACAAUUGCGAAAGAUAAACCCAUAAAGUUCAAGAAUGUGUCUUUCAAGGACCUCAUUAUUGAGGGGUACAUCACUGAGAGACUGAGUGUCGUUCUGCCAUUCACACGCAAGGUUCUUGAGCAAUCGACAAAAUCCACAGUGUUUAAACCUCCGAACCCUUGGUUGAUGGCUAUUAUUCGUCUCCUAGCAGAACUUUAUCAGCAUGUUGAGCUCAAACUUAACUCAAGGUUUGAGAUUGAAGUUCUCUGCAAAAACUUGGGGUUAGACAUCAAAACAAUUGAGCCUGCAACCGAUAUUAGAGAGACUAGAGAUAGGCCUGUUGUGAAAGAAGAGGAGGCAUUGCCGCCAAUAGAAGAUCUUUCUUUACAGCCGCCUCAAGGUUUCGCACCGAUUACCGACCCAGUUCCUUCUGGAUAUGCAGACGAAGUUAUAAUAAACUCUCUAAUCCAGCAUCCUGCUUUAAAAAGGAUAUUGCAGACUGCGAUUGAUCGCGCAAUUAGGGAAAUCAUCGGGCCAGUCGUUGAGAGAUCUGUUACAAUUGCCAGUAUCUCAACUUCCGAGCUUAUUCAGAAGGACUAUGCUACGGAAGGCGAUGAAAGUAAGAUGAGGGGUGCCGCGCAUAAUUUGGUCCGACAUCUCGCUGGUAGUCUUGCGCACGUAACUUGCAAAGACCCACUACGCAUGAGUAUGACGAACAAUAUCCGUUCAUUACUUGCUCAGAACGGAUAUAACGAGGCAUCAGUUUCAGAUCAAACAGUCACCAUGUGCGUUAACGACAAUAUUGAUCUCGCUUGUAAUAUUAUUGAAAAAACAGCGCAAGAUCGAGCGAUCCCUGAAAUUGAUGAUAGCUUAGCUCAAGCCUAUCAAACGCGCAAGCAGCAUCGGGAAAGAAGGCUUCAGCACCCGUUCAUGGCGGCAAAUAUUCCUCGAAUCGCCUUCCACCUCCCGGAUCAGUUCAGGUUAAAGCCUGGGGGAAUUACACCACAGCAAAUGAGUGUCUACGAUGAUUUUGGCCGGGGUUCGAGGAUAGCAACUCAUGAGGCAGCAGCAAGGAAUUCCUUCACAGACCCUUUCCCGUCAGAGUAUAUGUCAGGUGGGGCUCAAUCAACCGGGAUCGUUGAUAUACAACGGGCCCAGGAACAAUCUGCCAGUGUUCAUCAGCAACUUCAAAUUGAUCCGAAAGAGCUAAAUAUUAAAAUUGGGUCUCUUUUAAGCGAAAUGCGAAGAGCUGCUCGAAGUAGUGAUGAAGAGCACCUUGAAGACAUUAGCACAGAACACCUUAUCUUCCAUUUCUGCAAUGCAAUUCUGCAGAGUAUCUCUGCCAACCACCCGCUUCUCACGCGCCCUGUGAAAGAUGGUCUAUGUUCAGCAGUGGCUUCUCAAAUUUGUCAAAUCCUAUUCACUGAUGGGCAGGAUCAGACUCAGCUAGAAGUGGAAGCGUUAGUUUAUCUCCUGCGGAAAGUGUGUGAGCUAUCGGCGAGUACCAGGCAGGAUGUUGUGCUAUGGCUUGCUCAGCCACGAGAAGACGAGCGACUCUUUAACGCCCCUGUUACGGUCAUGCUCCUGAAGACGGAUUUGAUUUCGGUUACACAUCUAGACACCACCAUUGCCAAAUCUCUCAACACCAGAAGGCCGCGUACGCUAGAGUUCUUGUCAAGGGUGAUGAAAGAAACUGUUUUGGGCCCAAACCCUUUGGUCCUGAGAUCCGAUUUCGCGGCAUCUCUUGAUGCUUUGGGCCAUUGGCUGAAACAGGAGCCAACAAAUAAGGUUGCUCUAGAUCUGGUCAGAGAAAUUCAAGGGCCGGAAGAAAAGGACGAACAAGAUCAGCUCGAUCUGGAGGACCGCGAGAAGAGAGAUCAGAUGGAGUACAUUUUCACUGAAUGGAUGCAGCUUUGUCAACAUCUCUCUACGACGGAAAAGAAUUAUUCAGCGUUCAUCAUGCAACUACAUCAGGGCAAGGUCCUUGCAGACAUGGCAUCUUCGUGCGAGUUUUUCCGAACCUGUAUUGAAUUCUGUAUCGGCGAGUACGAGCAGACUACCGUCAAUGGUGGAAGCAUCCAAACCAACUGCUAUAUUCCUAUUGAUGCACUAGCGAAGCUAGUCAUAUUACUGGUUAAAUAUCAGGUGGAGGACGAUUCAAAGGGCCAAUUCUUGGACAAGGCGGAUUAUCUCAACAGCAUCCUAGCUCUGGUCGUCUUCGUGUUUAAUUUCCACCAUGAGACUCGCGGGGAACAUUUUUCUCAGAAGGUCUUUUUCAGAUUUUUUUCAAGUAUGCUAUACGAAUAUCAUUGCAUCGAAAGCCAAUUGGGAGCAUAUCAAGAAAGGAUAUUAAUGGUCUUCUCGGAGUGUUUUUUGACAAUUCAACCAGCUUUCUUCCCAAUGUUCAGCUUCCAUUGGAUGACCCUAGUUUGCCAUCGGUAUUUUAUGCCAAAGCUCCUGACGCUGGAGGGUGAUAAAGGCUGCUCUACAUUUGCGAAAAUAUUAGAGACGAUGUUGAUAUACAUCGGCACUCUAUUAAAGGAAUUGCCCAUUCCUCCGGUCAUCAAACUUCUUUACAGGGGUGUUCUCAGGAUUCUUUUGGUCUUGCAUCACGAUUUCCCGGAGUUCCUUGCUGAGUGGCAUUUUUCGAUUUGCGAGGUCAUUCCAGUACAUUGCACCCAGCUGCGCAAUCUCAUCUUAAGCGCAUACCCCUCCACGCUUUCAGACCUCCCAGAUCCGUUUACUGCGGGUUUGAAAGUGGACCGCCUUCCUGAAAUUCGGAUCGCCCCGAAGAUUUGUGGGGAUGUUCUCAAACCUCUCGUCAAGAGUGGAGUUAAGGAGUUGGUGGAUUCUUGUUUAGCUUCUACCGAUGGGCCCAGUAACACCGCAAUUCGUGGGAUCUUGGACAGGCUAGAAACCGAACCAAGGAAAGAAGCAGGGCUAGGCUUUAACACUGUCACUAUCAACUCGAGCAUCCUCAACAGUCUUGUUCUGUAUGUUGGUAUGGAGGCAAUUAAAGAUAUGAACGCGAAGGGCUUAUCUUUUCAGACGGCAAGUCCCCAUGCUGCUCUAUUCGCAAGACUAGCUGCAGAUCUGAGUCCCCAAGCACGUUAUUUCUUCUUAAGUGCAAUUGCGAACCAUCUUCGCUAUCCGAACAGCCACACCCAUUACUUCAGUUAUCUGCUCUUGUUUUUAUUCGGGCCUGUUCAGAACAAGUCUACCGAAUCAGACGUUCGUCAGCAAAUUACGCGUGUUUUGUUGGAAAGGUUGAUUGUUCAUCGACCACAUCCAUGGGGAUUGAUCAUUACUUUGCUUGAGUUACUCAAGAAUCCAACUUAUGAUUUCUGGAACCUACCAUUCAUCAAAUCAGCACCAGAGAUUGAAAGGCUAUUUGGAGCUUUGUUCCAACACAUCAACAACUCUUCGUCACCUCCCCGUCAGUAA